Molecule: messenger RNA, 905 nt
Organism: Ilex paraguariensis (yerba mate)
Lineage: Eukaryota; Viridiplantae; Streptophyta; Magnoliopsida; Aquifoliales; Aquifoliaceae
Source: the annotation of a GenBank genome assembly
AUGGCGAGUUUUGAAAUGUCCGACAUCGAUUUAGAAUGCGGUGGUCACCGCCGUAGCUCCAACGAGGGCGACGAUGGUAGCCUCUGCUUCUCCGACGCAGACGAGGGUUCUUGUUAUUCUCAGUUUUACUCCACUGCUGAUGGCUCUUACGAUGACUAUAGUUUUGCUUGCGCCUCUGAACCUGAGAUUUGUGAAGUUUCGGGUUCUCGGAGAGUUUCAUCGGUGGCCGACUCUGAUUGCUCGGUGGAUAUCGAAAAUGGGUUUAGUGAAAUUAAGGUCCAUUUGGGGAAAGAAGAGAGAGAUUGUAGAAUCUGUCAUCUGAGUUUGGUGAGUACUAGUCCUGAGGCUGGGAUAGCCAUUGAACUGGGUUGUUCUUGUAAGAAUGACUUGGCUGCUGCUCAUAGGCAUUGCGCUGAGGCUUGGUUCAAGAUUAAGGGAAAUAAGACUUGCGAAAUUUGUAAUUCAAUUGCAAGUAAUGUCGUCAGCAUAAAUGAUAUUGAACCACAACAGCAGGUGAAUGAAACCACUGCUGUGGCAACAAACGCAGCCUCCGCACCAGUAUCGACUCCCACAGAGACCCGAAGCUGCUUUAAUGGUCACCGCUUCCUAAAUUUCCUCCUUGCUUGCAUGGUAUUUGCUUUUGUUAUAUCUUGGCUCUUUCACUUCAACAUCCCAGCAUGAACUCCUUUGAAAGAGUUCUUGUGCCAAAAUGGAAUCGCGAAAAGAAAAAGUGGGAAAAAGGAAAGAAGAUUUAACAAUUGCAGGUCUUGUAAUGACAAGAAAGACGAUAAUUUUAUGUAUUGUUCUUGAUAUGUUUAUCAAAAAGAAAAAGGCGCGAAAAGAGAAAGGUGAUUAAAAAAUUCUCAUUUUUCAACAACCGUAGUUGAUUAAGUUCUUAGAUUAGG